AUGCUCUCUCGCACCGCUGGCCGGAGAGCGUGCCGGUCUUUUUCCUCUCUGAAGCAGGUCCGUCUCAACCAUAAUCAACCACAGAAUGCACAGGACAAUGCCCGAACCACACAUUUUGGCUUUCAAACAGUUCCAGAAGAAACCAAGGAGUCUCUAGUGCGAAAUGUCUUCGACUCGGUAGCGUCUUCGUACGACCUCAUGAACGAUGCAAUGUCGCUUGGCGUGCACCGGCUCUGGAAAGACGAGUAUAUUGCGCUGUUGAAGCCAGGGGCCAAAGGUCCUGUGAAAUGCAUCGAUGUCGCGGGUGGUACAGGCGACAUUGCAUUACGGAUACUAGACUCCGCACGAGAACGUUAUGCGGAUAGGGAAACGAGCGUGGACGUCGUGGAUAUCAACACGGAGAUGCUCAAGGAGGGUUACAAGCGUUUCAAGAAGACCAUGUAUCAUAACACGUCCCAAAUUGCCUUCCACGAGGGUAAUGCGCAAGCGCUGAACGAAGAGAAGUUUCCCUCCAAUACAUACGAUCUGUAUACCAUCGCGUUCGGGAUCAGGAACUGCACGUCCGUCCCGGAUGUACUAAAAGAGGCCUACCGGGUUCUGAAGCCCGGCGGCACCUUCGCAUGCCUCGAGUUCAGCAGAGUGAACAAUCCGCUGUUUGGCGCCCUGUACGACCAGUACUCGUUCUCGGUCAUACCACUGAUCGGGACUAUCCUGACCGGCGACCGCGCGUCGUACCAGUACCUGGUGGAGUCUAUCCGAAAGUUUCCUCCUCAACCCGAGUUCGCGAAGAUGAUAGCAGACGCCGGCUUUACGACCGGCGGGAUGUUCGAAGGCAAAGGUGGCGCUUGGAGAGACUUGUGGGGAGGCAUUGCAUCCAUCCAUACUGGCGUGAAGGUCUGAUGCAGUAGCGGUCGUGUGCACCACCUCGCUUGUAUUAUUGCCUUGUGGUUGCUAGAUUUCUGCACAAUGCAUUGCGUGCUG
Postia placenta MAD-698-R-SB12 is the source of this 981-nucleotide messenger RNA. RefSeq lists its product as hypothetical. Gene Ontology annotation, biological process: ubiquinone biosynthetic process. Gene Ontology annotation, molecular function: methyltransferase activity. The record is from RefSeq and is a predicted model, not a curated record. Lineage: Eukaryota; Fungi; Basidiomycota; Agaricomycetes; Polyporales; Adustoporiaceae. The transcript has 3 exons. Bases 1 to 900 code for a protein of 299 amino acids.